UGCCCCCACCACCCCUUCCCCUCCCCUUUACAUUCCCGUCCUUUUUCCUUCUUUUCCUUUUUCCUUUCCUUUACUCUGUGCUUUCCCUUUUCUUCUUCUUCCAUCCUUCUCAUGAGAUGGACACGGAGCAGAGCACACGGUUCUGGAGUUGCAACUUGCAGCGACUCGCUGAUCACAUGAAAAGCUGAAACUUCGAUCCCCUGCUACGAUGGCGAGCUUCGGAUCAUCACCCUCGCCGUCCUUCAGCGAGUUCCGCUCUCUCCUCCUCCUCCUCCUCCUCCACCUCGGCUGCUUCAUCUUAUCCUCCUCCUCCUCCUCCUCCCAUGCCGCCGCCGCCAAGAAACGCAAAGCCUCUCCGACCGUCCCCCAAUUCAAGCCCCGCAAAGCUCUCUCUUCCUCCUGGUCGUACCUCAAGCGCGUCUUCAUCUCCAAACCCCGAACGUCUGACCCUCCAACGCCCCCUCUCUCCUCCGCCCGAAACUCCCAACGAUCCAUAGCCUCCCUAGUCCCGCCGCCAGAAGCUCAUGCUCAAGCUCAAGCCCUCGAGGAGCUCACCUCCACCCGACCCCGCGAGAGGCCCGGCCCGGGGACGCUCCUUCAAGAGGAGCCCGACAGCGCCGACCUGUUCUUCCCACUCCGCAACGACGCAGUCUUCCCGUGCACGUCCUGCGGCGAGGUCUUCCCGAAGUCGCAGCUCCUCGAGCAGCAUCACGGGACGCGGCACGCGGUGUCGGAGCUCGUCGGCGAGGACUCCGGCCGCAACAUCGUCCAGAUCAUAUUCCAGACGGGCUGGCCGGCCGGCAGGGACCUGAGGGUACUCCGGAUCCUGAAGAUCCACCACGGGCCGAGGGCGCUGUCGCGGUUCGAGGAGUACCGCGAGUCGGUGAAGGCGCGGGCAGCCCGGGCCGCCAGGAGGAGGGACGAGCGGUGCGUCGCCGACGGCAACGAGCUCCUCCGGUUCCACUGCUCGACAUUCACGUGCGACCUGGGGCGAGACGGCGAUUCCAGCAUCUGCAACCAGCAGUUCUGCAACGUGUGCGGGAUCAUCAAGUCGGGAUUCUCGAAGAAGCUGGACGGCAUCUCGACCCUGUCCAGCGGGUGGAGGGCGCACGGGACGCUCCCCGACGAGGUGGUGGAGGAGUUCGGGUUCAUGCACGUGAAGCGGGCCAUGCUGGUGUGCCGGGUCGUGGCGGGGCGGGUCGGGUGCGAGGCGGACGACGCGGACAAGGAGGAGGGCGGGGGGUUCGACUCGGUCGUGGGGCGGGGGGGCAGCGGGGCCCUCGCCAGGCUGGACGACGAGGAUCUGCUGGUCUUCAAUCCGAGGGCCGUGCUUCCUUGCUUCGUGAUUGUGUACACCACCGUGUGAGCGAGUCGUGUGGAAUUUACGCGUAAUAAUUAGUACGGGACGUGGAAAAAGUUUUCGCUCCCUUUCGAGUU
This is a messenger RNA of Rhodamnia argentea, 1437 nucleotides long. RefSeq lists its product as uncharacterized. Lineage: Eukaryota; Viridiplantae; Streptophyta; Magnoliopsida; Myrtales; Myrtaceae. The transcript is spliced from 2 exons. The record is from RefSeq and is a predicted model, not a curated record. The coding region runs from base 209 to 1366 and encodes 385 amino acids.